ACAUGAAUUGCAAAUUGCGUUCGAACAAUUGUAUGAUUGUAUGAAAAUACGGUUACGAUACCACGUAAGCUCUCAUGCAACCUUUGAAUUUGAUUGCAGAAAAUUAAAAAAGGUUUCAUAACCACAAUCCGCAUUUUCCAUUUCCGGGAAACGGACGGAUCGGAGCCACCCAACACUCAACACAAUACCAUAUCGCCGUAUAUACAUACGUUCAUGCCAAUACGAUAACCUUGGAUGCUCUGAUCUGCGCAUAUACUGUAUAUAUAUUAUGUAUUUAUAUAUAUAAUCACGCUUUCAUACUUUUCCUCACCUUCACUCCACCAUGGAUCCCCGGCUGAAUAAUGUAUUGCGACUACUUUUCAUGGCGGUUUCUUUUUUCGCCGCCUCCGUUACGACGGCCGAGUACAUCAGGCCUCCGCGCCGCAAAAUCUUGCGUUUAACUAAGGAUCCAUUCUCUUCUUCUGAUCCUCACCAGGUCCACAUAUCCUUAGCGGGGGAUAAACAUAUACGAGUAUCCUGGGUCACUAGUGAUAAAUCAUCUCCUUCGCGUGUGGAAUAUGGCACAUCGCCAGGAAACUACACCUCAGUAGCUGAAGGAGGAGAAACUAAAACGUAUAGCUAUCUAGUAUACAAAUCAGGGUAUAUCCACCAUACUGUGAUUGGACCGCUGAAGGAUGAUACUGUGUAUUACUAUCGGUGUGGGGGGAAAUAUCCCGAGUUUCAGCUCAAGACUCCCCCUUCCAAGUUCCCAAUUAUGUUUGUUGUGGCAGGUGAUUUGGGGCAGACUGAAUGGACUAAGUCGACUUUAGGCCACAUACAGCAAUGUAAAUAUGAUGUUCUUUUGCUCCCUGGAGACCUUUCAUAUGCUGAUUACAUUCAAGCCCAUUGGGACACCUUUGGUAUGCUGGUGCAGCCGCUUGCAAGUGCUAGGCCAUGGAUGGUGACACAUGGGAACCAUGAAAUAGAAACGAUUCCGUUAGUUAAAGAAUGGUUUCUGUCUUAUAACGCGAGGUGGGUGAUGGCCUUUGCGGAGAGUGGAUCCAAUUCAAACCUGUAUUACUCAUUUGACGUGGCAGGGGUUCACGUUGUGAUGCUUAGCUCUUAUACUAGUUUUGAUGACCACUCUGAUCAAUAUCGUUGGGCGAAGGCUGAUUUUCUUAAAGUAGACCGCAAAAAGACACCGUGGUUGGUUGUGAUAUUCCAUGUGCCAUGGUAUAGUAGUAAUAAUGCCCAUCGAGGGGAAGGUAAUGCCAUGAAGGCAGCCAUGGAACCUUUGCUUUAUGCUGCUGGUACAGACAUUGUGUUUUCUGGCCAUGUGCAUGCUUAUGAGCGCUCGAAACAAGUUUACAAAGACAAAAAUGAUCAGUGUGGUCCUAUCCAUAUAACCAUAGGUGAUGGAGGAAACAGAGAAGGUUUAGCAACCAGGUACAAAGAUCCCCAACCAGUAUGGUCUGCGUUUCGCCAAGCAAGCUUUGGUCAUGGAGAGUUCGAGGUUGUCAAUUCAACUCAUGCACAUUGGAGUUGGCAUCGGAAUAAUGAUGAUGAAUCAGUGCAGUCUGAUAAGGUUUGGGUUACCUCAUCAUGGAGUAAUCCAGCAUGCAAUGGCAAAAACAGCAAAGAGGGAAGGAAAGUCCUGAACUCCUGAUGGCCCCUUAAUGUCAAAGUUGCUGGUCAACCUAGAUGUACUUUCCAUAUGUAUAUACACAGUAGAAUGACUGAAUGAGAGAAUUGUUGUAUGUGUGCAUUGUUCUCUCGGUCAAGUUCUCGUGUUUGUAAGGUUUAGUGUUGCUGUUUUUAAGGGUUGUUAUAAACAUGCCCAAGAUUUCAUGGUUAAGUAGUGUAGUGGUACUAAUUUUUUACUUUAUCUUAGAAUGUUAAAAGAGUGAUUUUUAAUCACUUCAUCUCUAGGUUGCUAAAAACAUGUAUUCCAUUUGUUACACAUAUGGUACAAUGUAUCAAAUGUAGUUUGAAUGUUUAUUGUUAUUGUGAGUUGAAUUUGAAA
Ipomoea triloba (trilobed morning glory) is the source of this 2002-nucleotide messenger RNA. Its product is annotated as purple acid phosphatase 18. The transcript is spliced from 5 exons. The record is from RefSeq and is a predicted model, not a curated record. Bases 323 to 1645 code for a protein of 440 amino acids. Lineage: Eukaryota; Viridiplantae; Streptophyta; Magnoliopsida; Solanales; Convolvulaceae. Gene Ontology annotation, molecular function: acid phosphatase activity; metal ion binding.